CGCCCGCUGGCUGUCAUUCGUCCUGCGCGAGCUGCCGGUGCGGUCGUGGCGCUGGAGGAGUGGAGCAGCGAGAGCCGCGUGUAAACCAACACUUCCACCUCCGCGUUUCUGUCACCUGAGGAUCUUCUGGAGGGGGCAGAAUUGAUCGUCUCGCGUGGCGAUAGAAAAACAACCAGGUUGAAUCGCACUGCUUUGGGGGAAGACGAGGUUCGCUAACCCGCUGCUUUGUGGCGCCGCCGUUUCUCGCUCCAACGCGGGGAUUCAGAGAGGAGCCAUCUCCCCGGGUGUGCAGUAUGAUCGGACAUGCAAGACUGCUUAUCUGACGGAUCUGGAACCACGCUCUCCCACACAGGAAAUCAAACGUCAGCCUCUCUGCCACAGCGGCUUGUUGUUGGCAGAAAGAGAAGAUCUCCUCCGGCACAACUGAUUUACGUGGGCUCACGGUGCCUCAGAUCUCCCCGGGGCGAACGCACCUCCCCAGGCCAGAGAGGUCCUCUCCUUCCGACCCCUGCUGAGCAUGCGGGGGGCGUGUGCACUGGUCCUGGCGCUCGCCGCCGCCCUCGGCUGGGCGGACUCGGACACACACCAACUGAGACAUGACCCCAACUUGGACAUCUACAAGCGGCUGUUUGAGACCAAGAGGAAAGAUCAACUGAACGCGUUGAAGAACCUGGUGGAGCUGAACGACAUCAACCAGCAGUACAAGAUCAUAGACAUCAUGCUGAAAGGACUCUUCAAGGUGUUGGAGGACUCUAAACAAAUCCUGGUUGCAGCCAACAUGCAGCCUGAUGACCCUUUUCCGAUGGACGAUAAGAUCAAAGAAGCUUACUCCCACGUGGUGGAGAAUACCGCCUUCUUCGGCGACGUGGCGCUGCGUUUCCCCCGUAUCGUCCACCACUACUACGACCGGAACUCCGACUGGGACGGUCUGCUGCGCUGGGGCCUGAAUUUCUGUAACCGGACCGGCGUUUUCACGGGAGGAGCUCACCAGCAUGUGCUGACCCUGAUGUCACAAGAGCUGGGAAUAACGGAGAAAUCCCCCGACUUUAUAAACCCCUACCGCACAGAGAGAGACGAUGUGCUUCACACAGCCGAGGCUUUCCAGAAGAUCCUGCGGGAGGAGGAGAAGAGGAGGAGGAAAGAAGAGAAGAGGAAAGAAAUCAGGAAAGGCCCCCGCAUCUCCCGCUCUCGCACCGAGCUAUAGCGGAGACGAGGGAGGGAGGAACAUACGCGCAGUACUGCAACGGGUGGCUCGUACGCGUCGGCUGCUGGGGCAACAGUGAAGGAAAUCAAGGCUGUCCUCGCUUGUAGAAGGCCAGGUGCUCUGUUGAAAACGAGGGGGGGAACCACCAAGGUUCCACACAACAACAAAAAAAGUAACGUGGAAACGUCCGAAGUGCUGAACAUCUACAGUGAUUGGUAAUUGUAGAGGAGGCGAAGGCGCCUCUGGGAGAGGGGUUGAUAAGGGAAGCUCGUUUUAAUUACGUGUGGAAUAUCAUUUACUUCAGUAUAAUCUUUAAGUGCAAAACCCCACUGCAAUGUGUCUAGAUUUAAUCCCAUUUGCUUCGAACCACGAGUGUUUCCCAAAUCUAAAUUUGUCCUCACCUCAUUCCUUUUGGAUGGUGUCUGUUUAGGUUGAGCUUGAAUUGAUGAUUGAAUAGUUUUGUUGUCACUUGUUCCUUCAACUGAGAUUGGUUUGAUAUUUCUAGAGGGUUGUUUAUCAGUUGGCAGAUUUAUGUUCUUUGUCGCUGCCCAAAGGUUUUAGGACACCAUAUUACUGUUUCGUUUGCAUCUUUUGAAUCACAUUUGCUUCAUCUGAUCAUCUCUAUUUUCAACCCAUAUUUCUGUCUUUUCAAUUUAGUGACAUUUAGUUGAUAAUUUUUUUAUCCUGUUGGAAAUGUGUCAGCCAGAAUUGUAGUAUAUGAACUCAUUUUCUGUUUAUCGCUGGAAAUUAAGAUAUUUUAAUGGUUUAGAUAUAUGUAAUUUAGAUUGAUGUGAUUUGAUGAAAUUCUAUUAAGACUGUUAUACAAACCACGUGUGUAUUCAGAGAAAGAAUCAUUGCUGCAGAAUGAACAAGCCAUUUUGUUAUCAAAUGUAAUGAAAUACAGUGACCCUGAAGUCUCGUGUC
Gasterosteus aculeatus aculeatus (three-spined stickleback) is the source of this 2128-nucleotide messenger RNA. RefSeq names its product coiled-coil domain containing 134 (gene ccdc134). Lineage: Eukaryota; Metazoa; Chordata; Actinopteri; Perciformes; Gasterosteidae. The record is from RefSeq and is a predicted model, not a curated record.